CUCUCUCUCUGUAUCUCUCUGUUACCCACUCCUUCUCUCUCCCUCACUCAGACUUGCUCUCUUGCUAAUGGGAGGAGCGCAACAUUCUUCUCUGUAUAAGAAGUGCCGAACGUACAACAAGGGAUUUUACACAGCUACUCAGGAGAAACGAAAUGAUCUGCCUUGGAGCCGCAGCAAAAUGCUGGAUGGACAGCUACUCCUGGGAUGGUUAUCGUUCACAGUUAUAGUGUACCUCUUCAACUUGCCCGGACCGACCACAGCGUAUUUCGGAUUGACAGGUAAUGAACCCCUGUCCAUUCUACCGCUGAGCUCUCAACCUGAGGAGAACGUGGGAAGGGCCCACUACAAGCUGUGUGACCGGCUCAAACUGGAGAAGAAACAGCGGCGGAUGUGUCGACGGGACCCGGGCGUGGCCGAGACCCUCAUGGAGGCCAUCAGCAUGAGUGCCCUGGAGUGCCAGUACCAGUUCCGCUUUGAGAGGUGGAACUGCACCUUAGAGGGGCGCUACAGAGCCAACCUUUUGAAAAGAGGUUUUAAGGAGACAGCCUUCCUGUAUGCCGUCUCCUCAGCAGGCCUGACUCACGCCAUGGCCAAGGCUUGUAGCGCCGGGCGGAUGGAGCGUUGCACCUGCGAUGAAGCCCCAGACCUGGAGAACCGCAAGGCCUGGCAGUGGGGCGGCUGUGGUGACAACCUGAAGUACAGCAACAAGUUUGUCAAGGACUUCCUGGGCAAACGCUCCAACAAGGACCUGCGUGCCCGCGUGGACAUGCACAACAGUAACGUGGGCAUGAAGGUGAUCAAAGCAGGGGUGGAGACCACCUGCAAAUGCCAUGGCGUCUCGGGCUCCUGCACCGUCCAGACGUGCUGGAGGCAGCUCUCGCCCUUCCACGAGAUCGGCAAGCAGCUGAAACAGCGCUACGAGACCUCACUGAAGGUGGGCAGCUCCACCAACGAGGCCACAGGGGAGGGGGAAAUCUCCCAGGCCCGGCCCCAGCAGCAGCAGAACCCCUCAACGGGCCCCAGCAACGACCCGAUCCCACGCACCAUGGACCUGCUCCACAUCGAGGACUCGCCCAGCUUCUGCCGGCCCAGCAAGUACUCGCCGGGCACCUCGGCCAGGAAGUGCUACAAGGACAAGAACUGCGACGCCAUAUGCUGCGGCAGGGGCCACAACACCCAGAGCCGCGUGGUGACCCGGCCAUGCCAGUGUCAGGUGCGCUGGUGCUGCUACGUCGAAUGCAAGCAGUGCACGCAGAGAGAAGAGGUCUACACCUGUAAAGGUUAGCCCAGUCUUAGCUUCCUGCUUGCCCCUUGCCUCUGACCGGACUCAGCAAGUGGAGAGUGGUUGUUGAUGGUGAAGGAGGGGGGGGGAUGGUGUUUUAGGACAGAGGUUUGACUCUCACUCAACCCCCUUGUGGCUGUCAUAUAGAGAGAGAGAGAGAGAGUUCUGCGGCAGAGGAGAGAGCAAGACGAUGGAGAUGGAGGACCUUUAUAAGCACUUUGAGGGAUUUUCUGUUCUAUGGGUUUUGUUUUAAUACCCUGUGGCCCCAGCCAAUGGUGGUUGGGGUUGCAGGAGGAGAUUGGCCUUGUCUGACAACAGGGUCAACGUGGGUCUCAUGUUUUCUCGUUGCAGAGUUGGAGCUUCGGAGGAAAGGCUACCUCAUCUAUUCAACAUGCAGUCAGAUGUGUCAGUGAGAAAAAGCAGCACUUGGCCGCUGUCUCCGGCUAGCAUGCUGUUAAUGAGGAUCCAAUAGAAUGACCAUAAUGGUAAAAGACUGGCUUUUGGGCCUUGCCCAAUGUAGAAAUGUGUGUGUGUGUGUGUGUGUGUGUGUUAGCGAGUGAGGGUGAAGAGGUGGGUGAAAUUACAACUCAUAUGGCAAUCAUGGUAACCAUAUUCAGAAACUGUUAAGAAGACAGGGUGUAAGAGGAAUUCUACACACACAAAUUUACACACACACACACCAUUGUGUGUAUGCAUAUGUAUGUAAAUAAAUUAAAUUGUAUUAUAAUGAUAUUAUAUACACUUGCUACUUAUCUGAAUAUGUUUCAACAAACCACUAACCACACAAAUGCUUUGUUGUUUGUGUGUUCUCGCUCUCUUCUGCUUUUGAUUUUGUUUUGACAAGGCCCUUUGGAAAGCAGCACAUGUGUGUCCUUUGUCUCACUCUGUGGAUCAUUUAUGGACCCUUUGGGACUACUCCUUCACGAGGAGAGAAAACACGCUCAUUUGUCUUUGAUUCUUUUACACUAGAGUGAAAUUGUUGGUGAAUACAUUUGCCAGUCAUUUUAGGCUACUCUUGGCCUUGAGCGAAGUCAACUAAUGUUCAGGGAAUAACUGAAACCACUAUAUCUUAUUUGGACUGAUGGUAAAAAAGCAAAAAGAAAACCUGUAUGUAAUGAAAGUUCAGUGAGAGAAUGGACUUGCUUUUCUGAGUUUAGUGUCUACUGCUGUCACCGUGACAACAGGAGACCGCCUGACCAGUGGAGAAUGCAAUCUUCCAAUCAGAUGAACAGUGCUCGAACUAGAACAGCUUCUUGGUACUUAGCCCUCUAUUUUAAAAAAGAAAAGCAAAUCUUGCCUGUAAUAAUACUAUAAUAACACUAUUCUCUCAUAUCCUUCCUUCCUUCCUCUCUCUACACCCCCCCCAUUCAAGUAUUAACGGUGGAGAUUGAAAAUGAACAGCAUGAUCCAAUGGAAACAUGGCUUACACAGUUACACCCUCAAGCAAAUUCGCUAUUUCCGAUAUAGUCCCGCUGAAGCUCGCAACAACAAGGUGACAAAAAUGUGUGUUGCGACGACAAAGCAAAUGUUUGCUCUAGCUGUAUGCCUGUGCAUUGUCUAUCCAUUGUUUUUGGGGCGUGGCUACCACAACUCCACGACUGCAAAGGUUACAAUCUCCAUUUCGUGUUGUUUUGACAGUAAUUCUCUCUCUGGCAGGUUACUGUUAUGUUGCACAUGUCUAAAAUGUCAUGUUGGCUGCGCGACGCUUCAAAUGACUGGCGGAAAAGGCAGAGCCGACCCUCUAAAAGACCCACAAUAACUCAUGAGAUGCCAAGUCACCCUUAGAUUCCCUUUAGAUAUACAACCGUUGCCUGUUUCAGGUGGGUGAGAAUGAACUACUGAGGGAGGAACCCGACAUUGUAAGAUAGCCCCAUUCACGCACUGAAGCCCCAGAAGUCCUUUAUCAUUUCCCCUUUUAAAGUAUUUAAAGAUCCUGUAUUUAUGAGUAUAAACAGUGCAUAUGUUUGUGUUUUCCUUUUGCUUGUUGUAAAUAACAAUGGUUUAUUCUCCUGUGGUAUAGAGACAAGAGUGAGGCACAUGGUAAAAUCUCACAGGCAAGUAAAGAGGAAGUUGGUAGCAAUAAGGAGGUUAGGACCAAGACGUUUGAUGCUGGAAAGGCAAGUGGUCAAAUUUAAGUUGAUGCAUAAAGCCUACGGCUAAAUCAUGAAUAUGGAGUACAUUGCUGCUGAAAACUUUUGAUUGUACGUGAUCAUCAGUAAGUGAAAAAACAUUAGUAGAUAGCUGUGGUCCGAGCUGUUUUCGAGGGCAUUGGCAUGCUACGUUAGAAGCGGUGACACAGGAUUGAUAUAUGAUUCAACCCACCGUGACUGAUCAAGGAAUAGCAGCAUGCUUUGAGAAGGGCGUCUAGCCGAGGGAAGGUUGGUUGGUUCAUCCUCUAGAGCUGGAUUCCAAACAUGCCAAAUAACGAAUGGUCAAAACCUACAUAGAACUUUGCACGUUACAUGGAAUCCAUAAUGGCUCUGCUAAGGAGCCUGAGCAUAAAUGCCUGCUUCCCAUUGCUUCUGGUGAGUGUAUUCUACACACACUCCUCUGCACAAGACUGGUUCUCUACAGUGGUAAUUUAUUGAACGUAUAUAAAAGGUCAACAGAGUCAUGACGAGAGGAAUACAGGAUGCACAUUGCAUGUAUUUUGUAUGUUUUUAUACUGUACAUACACACACACACGUUUUCUUUUUCAAGACAAAGGACGGCAUGAUGCAACGGUUGUUUCUCAAUUGUGAUUGUCUUAGUCCUUCAUAUUCUAUUUUUGAACUCAUAGCUCUGCACUGUGUAGUUGUCAGUGGAUCAUGUAUAAAAAUCUAUUUUGUAGAAAAAGUGAAAAUAAAAGAAAGAUAAAUUAUUUUGAGAUAUUUUAUGAGCAUGUGUUUAAUGUAAAUAACGUAAAGUCAAAACUGAUUUUAUAUACCUGUUUUUUUUUACUCAGUUUUUUUUUUUCUCCUUUAGGCUUGUAUGAGUGUUUUGCUUCUUUGGGGUGGAGGCUUCAAGAGGCAGUGUAUUCUAUAAAGUCAGUUUCUAUAGAUAACUCUAACAUUUGCAGUUCCUAAGCACAAAACAAAUCCUUACAAAUUUAGUAACUUAACACUUCUCUUCCUUUUUUUCAACUGUUAUAUACAACACAUCUGAAGGCAAUUCUAAAGGCAAUUAAAUAGAUCAUAAUCAGCUGGGUGCUUUUAUGUAAUUGACAUCGUACAGUACUGCGCAAGUAUUUUUCUAGCAUUCCGAUUUGUAGCGUGAUCAGUUUGUUUGAGGGGUUGGCGAGAGGUGUAUGGGUUCUGUCUGUACCCCGUAACAUAUAACCUUCUGUGCAGAUAAACAUACUGACCAAACGCAGAGUGGUAUUGGUGUGAACUCAUUCAACUUUUGGUAUACUCUGAUGAGAGGGUCACAUUCACUGUGUACAUUUGUUUUAGGAUUUGUGCUGUGCUUGCCAAUAAACAAAACAAACAUCUAUUCCUCUUUGUGAUAAUACUAUAACAGCAAAGCUUUGUCCAUGUUCACUUAUUCAUGUCUUAUGGGAACCUAAAUUAUUGUCCUCUACCUCAUGUGUAUAGCUUGUAGGUAUAAACAGAUCACGAAUGACUGGUAAGAAUGUAUUUAAGUUAUUUAACAUCUUUGUAUAACAAAGGCAAGAAAACCUGAAAUAAUAAAUGAAUUUUU
Molecule: messenger RNA, 4960 nt
Organism: Oncorhynchus gorbuscha (pink salmon)
Lineage: Eukaryota; Metazoa; Chordata; Actinopteri; Salmoniformes; Salmonidae
Product: protein Wnt-9a-like
Exons: 4
Coding region: 68-1285 (405 amino acids)
Biological process (GO): multicellular organism development; cell fate commitment; neuron differentiation
Cellular component (GO): extracellular region
Molecular function (GO): cytokine activity; frizzled binding
Source: RefSeq, a predicted model, not a curated record